AUGCGAGACCUAACAGCACAAGUGACGAGUGGUCUCCUGCACUUCCCUGAAGUAACUAUUCAAGCCCUUGGAGAAGAUGAAAUAACACUUGAAUCUGUACUUCGUGGAAAGUUUACUUCAGGGAAAAGUGGACUUGCUUGCUUGGCUUGUGGUCCGCAGCUGGAGGUAGUAAACUCUGUAACAGGAGCUCGAUUAUCUGCGUAUAGAUUUAAUGGGGUAAGUGACCAGCCCCCUGUGAUUCUUGCCGUGAGAGAAUUCUCUUGGCAGAAGAAAACUGGACUACUCAUUGGAUUGGAAGAAGCAGAAGGCAGUGUCCUCUGUCUCUAUGACCUUGGUGUAUCAAGAGUGGUUAAAGCCGUCAUUCUUCCUGGAAGGGUAACCAAUAUUGAACCUAUAGUUAAUCGUGGAGGAGCCAGCACAGGCACUCAGCAUUUACACCCUGGGCUGCGAUGGUUUUUUGGGGUGGCAGCCGUGGCCACUGACAUUGGACAGAUCCUGCUUCUUGACCUGUGUUUGGAUGACUUGUGCAGUCAGAAUGAAGUUGAGGCAUCAGACCUUGAAGUUUUAACUGGUGUUCCAGCUGAAGUACCACAGCUCCGAGAAAAUGUGUUGCAGGAAGGACGGCAUCUGUGCUUCCAGUUGACGAGCCCUUCGGGGACACCUGUGUCAACUCUUAGUUUCAUCAGCAGGACGAACCACCUGGCUGUAGGCUCUUCUGAUGGCUUUCUAGCACUUUGGAAUAUGAAAAGCUUGAAGAGAGAAUAUUACACACAGCUGGAAGGUGGAAGAGUUCCUGUAUAUGCUGUUACUUUUCAAGAACCUGAGAAUGAUCCUCGUAAUUGCUGUUACUUGUGGGCUGUUCAGUCUGCACAAGAUAGGGAGGGAGAUGUGUUGAGUUUGCAUCUACUCCAGCUGGCUUUCGGUGACCGAAAGUGUCUCGCAUCAGGACAAAUCUUAUAUGAGGGAUUAGAGUACUGUGAAGAAAGAUACACCCUGGACCUCACAUGUGGCACAUUUCCUUUGAGAGGACAGACUACUAAUACUAAACUCUUGGGAUGCCAGACUAUAGAGAAAUUUCGUUCUCACAGUGAUAGGGAGGAAAGCAUGCAUGAAGUUCUGUCUCCCGACACUAGUGUUUCAGUAUUUACCUGGCAGGUGAAUGUAUAUGGACAGGGAAAGCCUUCUAUUUAUUUGGGACUUUUUGACAUAAAUCGUUGGUAUCAUGCACAGAUGCCAGAUUCAUUAAGAUCAGGGGAAUAUUUACAUAACUGCUCUUACUUUGCACUGUGGUCAUUGGAUUCUGUUGUAAGUAAGACUUCCCCACAUUACAUCUUGGAUAUAUUAGUCCAUGAGAGAAGCUUAAGUCGAGGCGUUCCUCCAUUGUAUCCACCUCCUGAGCAGUUUUUUAACCCAAGUACUUACAGUUUUGAUGCCACUUGUUUGUUAAACUCAGGAGUUGUUCAUAUAACUUGUACUGGCUUUCAGAAAGAGACUCUGACGUUUUUACGGAAAUCGGGACCGUCUCUCAAUGAGGUCAUUCCUGAUGGUUACAAUCGGUGUCUGGUGGCGGGCCUUCUCUCGCCAAGACUUACUGAUAUGCAGCCUUCCACCUUAAGUCAAGAAGAACAGUUAGAAGCAAUAUUGUCAGCAGCAAUUCACACAAAUUCUCUGGGACUUUUGACUGGCAGUAUCAGAAGGUGGAUAGCAAAUGAGCAACCAAAUUCUGCUGCUAACUUACGCUUGGUUCUUGAAUGGACAUGGAAUAAAAUGAUUGUUACAAAAGAAGAAUUUGACAGACUAUGUGCUCCAUUAUUUGAUGGUUCGUGCCAUUUCGUCGACCCACAGAUCACACAGUGUGUCCAGCAGUGCUAUGUGCUUUUUGGCAACCUUAGCACAGUCUUAGGCUGUUUUGCUACAGAGGCCCAAGAGGUCACCAACAGAGGACUAAUGGAUUUACACAGUAAGCACGUGGUUUCUCGGCUCAUCUGUCAGUAUGCACAAAUGGUGCUUUGGUUCUGUCAUUCUGGACUUCUACCAGAGGGAUUAGAUGAUGCUGUGCAGUUGUCAAGCUUACGCUACAACUACUCUGUAAUUCAGAACUACUACACCAGUCGUCGGCAGAGCUGUGAGCACCUGUCAAGAGGGAAGUGGAACCCUGAUUGCUUGAUGAUUGAUGGAUUGGUUUCUCAGUUAGGAGGUCGAAUUGAGAAUCUUUGGAAACGAGAUGAAGGAGGCACCGGAAGAUACCCUCCUACUAGUCUACAUGCUCUUCUGGACAUCUAUCUGCUAGACAAUGUUUCUGAAACAAUCAAACAUGCUAUUACCAUUUAUUUGUUGCUGGAUAUUAUAUAUUCCUUUCCAGACAAAACGGAGACUUCAGUUGCAUCCUUUCCAGGUGCUUUUGCCAUUUCUUGGGGCCAGGUUAAACUUAUUCAAGGUUUUUGGCUGCUCGACCAUAGUGAUUAUGAGAGUGCUCUGGAUAUUCUUUUCCACCCAACCACAGCAAAGCCAAUGACAUGGCAGCACUCAAGGAUUCUUCAGGCCUUCAUGUGCCAGGGCGAACACAAACACGCCCUCAGGUAUAUCCAGACCCUAAAGCCACCUGUGGCCAGCAGUGAGGAUGUUCUCCUUCACCUCACUGUUUUACUUUUUAAUCGGUGUAUGGUGGAGGCCUGGACUCUCCUACGACUUCAUUCUCACAGCUUGAAUGUCGAGGAGUUACUCAAGCACACAUAUGAAGUCUGCCAGGAGAAGGGCUUAAUGGAAGAUUUACUGAAGUUACCAUUUACAGACAUUGAGCAGGAGUGCUUAGUGAAAUUUUUGCAGUCCAGUGCCAAUGCUCAGAAUCAUGAGUUCCUUUUAGUUCACCAUUUGCAGCGUGCCAAUUAUAUUCCUGCAUUAAAGUUAAACCAAACUCUGAAGAUGAAUCUUAAGAAUGAUCGUGAUCCUUGUUUACGUGAGAGGUCUGUGGCUCGCAAUUCUAUGCUUGACCAGUAUGGGAAGGUCCUUCCCAGAGUCCAAAGAGAGCUGGCCACGGAGCGAGCCAAGCCUUACCGCCUGCCAUCAGCGUCAGUAUUUCGCCAAGUUACUAAACCCAAACCACUGUCAGCAGUUCCCAAACCAGCUGCCAGAGCAACUGUGCUGUCCAGAUCCACUUUCAUCAAUAGCGUGUUAACUAAAAUCGGAGAAGUCUGGGCCGGCAAUGACCCCAAAACCAGCAGUUCUCCUAGCAUUAGUUGCCACAUGGACGUCCCAUCUCCUGCAGUGCGUGCUCUCCCUGAUGCAGAGCUGUCUCAGGCUUUUGUUGGAACACCAAUCUCAAAAGCACCACAUAUUUCUAGACUCCUGGAUUUGGUUCGUCCUGUUCCCCAGGCUUCACAGUAUUUGAGCUUUGUUCAGCCAUCCCCUACCGCAGGAUUUUCUCAUUUGUCCCCAGUGUCCAACUUAUUACCACUAAAUGAAUUAAAAGGGUCACCUCAAAACACCUCGGGUGCAUCAGAAUUUAAUUUACUUGAAACUCCUCUUGUUGUUAAGAAAGCUAAAACUUUGGCCAUGUCGGUUGCUUCCACUGGAUUUGCAGAAUUCACCCCUCAAUCCAUCCUAAGGUCUGGUCUUCGAACAACACCUUUAGCAUCUCCUUCUUUGUCCUCUGGAAGGUCUUUUACUCCUCCUUUACGACUAAAAGAAACAAAAAUUUCAUUCAUGGAGGAAGGCUCUGCCAUCAAGUGGACUACUGAAGUUGCCAGUAGAAGCAAAACCGGGGCAUUUAUUACUACACCUUUUGCCAAAGAUGCACUUCAAGCAGAAACCGAGUGGCUGAUGUGCAAAGAUAAACCCAUAUCUUUUUCCCUGGGUGGUCCUGAGACUGACCAUCCAGAAAUAGCUAUAAUGUCACUAGAUACGCCUUCCCAAGCUUUGGAGAAACUAGACAUGAGCAAAGAAAGCAGCAUGACUUCAACCAGAUCAGACCUCACCUCAUUGGAGUACCAGGAUGCUCCAUCCCCUGGAGAGUCACAAGAUACAGUUUUGAGGGCCUCUAAGCAAGAAGGCUCUUCAGCUGAAAUAAUCACUAACUUAACAGAACCAGUGGAAAUGGAAGAUGAUAAAGAUGAGCCCGAGUCACAAGUGACUUCUCCACACCGAGACAAACAAACUGGCACUUUAGAAGUUACGGAAACAAAAGAUCACAUUCCAGAGGGGACAAUUUUAGAAUUGCCUGAGCAGUCAAGCCCUGUUCAGGGACUUGAUACUUCUUGUGCACCGUCAGUCCACGAAGGGAAAGUCUUCCUCCCGGAAUCUGUGGUACCAGUUUUGGAUGAAGGACUAGAAGGAUCUGUUGAAAACUUCAUCUCUGCAAGUACAGCAGAUAACAAUAAAUCUCUGGUGGAUACCUUAACUGAUAGCGGAGACUCUGAUCCUAUUGCCUUUGAAAGUCCUAUUAUCUCUGAACAUACGCUUGAUCAGGAAAUAGCAUUGAACCUAAAAGAAGUUAAUGAAAUGGAUACUGAUGUGCAAAAACAAAAUCUAUCAGCUGAAAAGCCUCCAAUUUCUGAUGGUCCUUCAGAUGCUCACGAAAUUCAUGUGACUGAAAGUGAAAAAGUUGAAGCUCAAGAUUUAGGAGAAGAGACUAGGAAUCUCUCGCAUAAUGAGUUAUAUCCCUCAGGAACUCUUAAAUUUCGGUAUAAUUUUGAUACCAUUGAACACCAGUUUCAUGACUUACCUGAUAACAAAGACUCUGCUGAGAGUGAUGCUGCCGAAGGGGAUGGAGAACUUUUUGUGGCUCAGAGCAACUUUACCUUAAUAUUGGAAGGUGAAGAAGGAGAAGUUGAAACGGAUGAUUUCACAGCAUCGAACAUAUUAGUUAAAGCCACUGACACAGCAACUGAGGAAGAAUUUGUGCACCUUGGGGAAGAUGAUAAUCAUGGGCAUAUUGCAAAUUUGCCUUCUCUCAUAAAAAGUGACCAAGAGUCUCAAAAAGGAGAGACCUUGCCAUAUGUGCCUGAACCCAUUAAAACAGCGAUUGCCGAGAACUUACUAGGUGUCAUUAAAGACACAAGAAGCAAAGACGCAACUUCGGAAACAGUGGAACAGUCUAUUCAUGAAAACAUGCCUUUAAUAAGCCACAAAGUAACGCCUUCCACCAGCUUAAUCAAAACUCCGUUGAAAACUAUGGAGGAAACCAGUAUGGUCACUAAAAAUGUUAGCCAGGUAGAGGACACAGUUGCCUCCAGAACUCGCAUGCGAGGACGCCGUGUCCAGAGCCUUAAUAUCCCAUCACAACAGGAGGAGCCAGCUGCUUCUCCCGCUGCUAGUGUUCCUGGGCUUUCUGUUACAAAGAAAAGUAGGAGAACAAAAAAUACUUCUCAUGCUUCUGAAAAUGUCUCUCCUGAUGACGUCAAAGGACUAGCUCAGAGCCAGCGGAUCCCUCAAACUCCUGUUACUCCUAAGAGAGGAAGGAGGAAAAGAAAUACUGACCAAGACACCUCGGAAAGCAGUGACCCUGCAAGACAGGAGCCACACCUCCCUGCAGGUAAGGAGUUAAGACAUUUAGAGUCAUCUCAGCUUUUGGAACCGGCCACUGAAGAAACUUCUUUUAACAAAGAAAUUACACUUACCUCUGCCUCAAAAAAGACUCCUAAGAGGGUUAAAAAGUCUGUUGCGAAUCAGGAAGGAGUUGAAAUGUUAAAUGAUCCAAAAAUUAAUACAGUGGCAAGUCCUAACAGAAGUAUAAGAAAGUUGAGAAGUGCUCGUUUGACAGCCUCUGAAGAUAAAGAAUUUAAACAGGAAUCAAAGUCCAGUGACCAGCAUUUAGCUAUUGAAGGCAGCAGAAAAGUCAAAGAGAAAGAUGUGAGUAUAUCAGAUGCAAUGGAUCACUCUAAAUUUGAGUCAUCGCAAUUGACAACUCAGGCAGAAUUUGAUAUACCUGCCACACCUAGGAAACGUGGAAGGCCAAGAAAAAUCGAGCCAUCUGCAGGUCCAGGAUCAAAGGCUUUUGAGGGAGAGGGGAGCCCCCCAAAAAAGAAGGCUCUUAUCAGCCAGAGGAGGUCAGCAAGGAACGCUCCAGCCAGAAGUGAAAAUACUGACAUGGGAAAGCCAGCUUUAGAAGUCUCUGUUUUAUUGCCAAAUGAAGAGCUUGCUCCUGUGGCAAGUUCUAAGAAGAGUACUACCAAAAGCAAUAGGAAGCAGAGCCAAAAACGCUCCUUACACACAGUAUCAGAAGAGCGCUUAGCUAAAGAGGUGGCAAGCAAAGAAUCUGCUUGUCAAGAAGGAUUGCUUGCUGCCUCUGUUCUGACUGACUCCUCUCGGAGCACAAGGACUCGAUCUAACAGGGGUAUCUUGCUGCCAGACCUUUCUGAACCAGCCAGUGAGCCUCUCUUAUUUUCAUCUGUGUCAAAAGUUCCAAAGAAAGAGAAAGCUAAGAAAAUAGAAGCUUCUACACAGCUGAAAGAAUUGGUUUCAGAUUUAUCUUCACCAUUUGUCUUCUCACCUCCUACUUUGAGGACCAGACAAAAAAAUUCGUCAGAUAUGUCCAAGCUUAUAGAUAAAUCGGAAGAUCAUCCUAAAUUGACAGAAACUGUGGAAAAACAAGAGGUGAAACGACUCAAGACGCCAAAAACAAAGCAGGCGCGCAGACAAGUUGAAGAAGAAGGAAGUCCUUGGACGACUCCUCCAGUAGAAAUUAAGCUCAUUUCUCCCUUGGCAAGCCCAGUUGAAGGAGUCAAGAGAGAACGGAGAAGGACCACUGAAGGAGUAGGGAGAGUCCUUGGGAGGACUCGAAAGAAACCAUCUCCCUUUCCAAAGCAAAUCUUACGCAGAAAGAUGCUGUAA
Messenger RNA from Elephantulus edwardii (Cape elephant shrew), 6828 nucleotides. It is a transcript of the gene AHCTF1, whose product is annotated as AT hook containing transcription factor 1. Lineage: Eukaryota; Metazoa; Chordata; Mammalia; Macroscelidea; Macroscelididae. Bases 1 to 6828 code for a protein of 2275 amino acids. The transcript is spliced from 35 exons. The record is from RefSeq and is a predicted model, not a curated record. Gene Ontology annotation, molecular function: protein binding.